Molecule: messenger RNA, 584 nt
Organism: Camelina sativa (false flax)
Lineage: Eukaryota; Viridiplantae; Streptophyta; Magnoliopsida; Brassicales; Brassicaceae
Biological process (GO): lipid storage
Cellular component (GO): membrane; monolayer-surrounded lipid storage body
Source: RefSeq, a predicted model, not a curated record
UCUCUCAGUUAACUUCACAUUAGUACUAUGGAGAAUCCUGAAGGAAGGAGAGAUAUAGCCAUAACCGAUGGAGUGAGGCCUACCGGUUCGUCGGUUGUGGAAGCAACGGUAGCAUCACUGGCAGUGGUCGGGCCGCUCUUUGGUCUGAUGAGUUUUAGCCUCGUAGCGACGGUAACUCUGUUUCUGAUCGUUUCUCCACUGAUGCUGAUAUUUGCUCCGGUUUUGGCUGGGACGGUGGCGAUUCUUGUGGCGGCAAUGGUUGGUGUUGGAGUGGCUGCAGCCUUAUGGUUAAUGGGAAUAGCCGCUUUGGUUUGUUGUGCGAAAGAGAUUGGUGUUGGAACCGGAGUUGCUGAGAGGAUGGUUGAGUCGGUGGUGAGAGAGUUAGGUUAUGGUCGAAGUCGUUACUUCCGAGAGAAGUCAGAUUCUUCUUCUUCUCGGGCUUACUCUUCUGACUGAAUAAAGAGUAUGCAAAGAUGAUAUGGCUAUGAUAAGAAAACAAAAUUAAGUAGAAUUUUUCCAGAGAUACAAUUUGAAAAAUCUUCAAAAGAAAAUUUUGUAAUGCUAUAUCAUUUUUUCUUGUUUAA